Molecule: messenger RNA, 1368 nt
Organism: Cutaneotrichosporon oleaginosum
Lineage: Eukaryota; Fungi; Basidiomycota; Tremellomycetes; Trichosporonales; Trichosporonaceae
Biological process (GO): ribosomal large subunit biogenesis
Cellular component (GO): preribosome, large subunit precursor; nucleolus
Molecular function (GO): protein binding
Source: RefSeq, a predicted model, not a curated record
UCUUCUCCAUCUCUCCAAGCAUUAUGGCGACAUACCGCACAGCAGAUUUCUGGGCGCCAUCGCUGCACCCCAACACGCUUCUACAGCUGAGCGUGCCGGAGGGCGAGCGUAACCCUGUCGUCCGGCCACUGCCCAUCAAGCACAACGAGCACGCGCCUGUGGGCGUCGUGAAGCGCAUGCUGCGAUUUGGCGACGAGCUUUUAGUUGCAGACGAUGGAUUUCGCAUGUCUGCGCUCUCCCUGCCCGCCGACGAGGCGAGUGUACCCAUUGUCACCUCGCAGAGCACGCACGCCGUGCCCUCGCGCGGAACCAGUAUCUGGACUGGUCUUGCAUCCCUAUCCGACACCUCAGCCGUUUCCUCCCUGUCUACAGGCCGCCUGACACUCUACAACGGAAGCGCAGAAGCUGUCGGCACCAGGAAGCUCGGUGCGCCCAUCCUCACCCUCUCCACCCCCGACGCCGGACAGGCCUUCGCCCUCGCCGGGAAAGAGCUCGAGCUUGGCGUGUUCGACCCCGAGCGUACAUUUGCGGCUACUUCCACUGCAGCCUCACCGAAGGACUUGUACGAAGGCGAGGUUUGGCGCGCCAAGAACGUGCCGCACAACAGCCUCCGUCUCCGCGUCCCGGUGCACCACCUCUGCUCAUCUUAUCUUCCCGGCUCGACCUCAUCCAUCGUGACUGGCACGAAGGCCGGUAAUGUGCGGCGGUACGACACGCGGCAGCGCAAGCCUACGGCCGACUGGAAGCUGGCGCGCGAGGGAGGCGUCGCGGUCAUUGCCCCAUCGAGGCUGGAGGAGAACACGGUGUUCUUUGCGGACCAUAGCAACCUGCUCGGUGCCCUCGACUUGCGCACCGGCAAGCUGCUAUACUCCGUCCCCGGACUGGCAGCCACGCCUCACUCGCUCUUCCCCCUUCCCAAGGGCGCGGACUGGACACCGCCCAGCAUCGCACGCGAGCAGGUCGCAGGCCUCGCGACCGUCUCCAGCGACGCCACGCUGCGCAUCUGCGGCGUCACCCUUGCGCCCAGUGAGACACCCAAGGGCAACUGGGGCUCUGGGAAGAAGGCGUCGGUCAUGGCGAGCGUGGGCGGCGUUGGCGUUGGUACGUUUGUGUUCAGCGGGUUUGGAAGUGGGAAGGACGUCGUAGAGAAGAAGGAGGGAGAGGAAGGGGAGAGCGAUGAGGAGCUCGGCGAAGACGAGGAGGAGGAGAUCUGGGAGGGGAUGGGUGAGGUCGGGCAAGGUGACAGUGACGAGGAGGUGAGUGAGGACGACAGCGAUGAGGAGGAACAGCCACCACGGAAGCGGAGGAAGUAGAGCUAGUGCAUAGAUAUAUUUACAUUGGGCAAUAGAUCAUUUGCUGAUUCCUUGC